Eruca vesicaria subsp. sativa (arugula) is the source of this 636-nucleotide messenger RNA. NCBI's taxonomy places the organism in Eukaryota, Viridiplantae, Streptophyta, Magnoliopsida, Brassicales, Brassicaceae. The record is from the annotation of a GenBank genome assembly.
AUGGCCCAUAUCUCUGAUGUUACUGCUCAGACACAAACCGUCAUCUUAGACAUCAAAGAUGAUGAUUCCCCCCGCCCUCGUGUAUUCAUAUCCUUCGUUCAAAAGUUGUUUGGCGAGUUUGUGGGGACAUUCUCUCUGGUAUUUGCCGGCUGCUCGGCAAUCGUGGUAAAUGAUACGUACGGUAAACCGGUGACACUUCCUGGCAUAGCUUUGGUAUGGGGUCUAACCGUAAUGGUUAUGACCUACUCAAUAGGUCAUAUCUCCGGUGCACAUUUCAACCCUGCUAUUACCAUUGCGCUUGCUUCUUCUAGAAGAUUUCCAUUAAAACAGGUUCCUGGGUAUAUUGCCGCUCAAGUUCUCGGAUCAACCUUAGCGAUAGAAUCUAUCCGGCUCAUGUUCCAGCUGAACAAUGACGGUUGUAGCCUCAAAGGCUCUAUUUAUGUGGGAAACCACCCGUCAAGUUCAAACACGGCGGCGUUCGUAGUGGAAUUCAUCGCUACUUUCAACUUGUUGUUUGUUAUUUCGGCUGUAGCUACUGAUAAACGAGCCAACAGAUCAUUCGCAGGCGUUGCGAUUGGUGCGACCGUAGUACUCGACAUCUUGUUCGGCGGGUACUUAUAUCGAAAACCAUUGUAA